Messenger RNA from Saccostrea cuccullata (small rock oyster), 1051 nucleotides. Its product is annotated as lysoplasmalogenase TMEM86A-like. Bases 112 to 819 code for a protein of 235 amino acids. NCBI's taxonomy places the organism in Eukaryota, Metazoa, Mollusca, Bivalvia, Ostreida, Ostreidae. Gene Ontology annotation, molecular function: hydrolase activity. The transcript is spliced from 3 exons. Gene Ontology annotation, cellular component: membrane. The record is from RefSeq and is a predicted model, not a curated record.
GUGUUAGGGGGUAUUCUAGCUGUUUAAACUGUACAACAGUUCAAAGUCCACCCAUUUGUCAACAAAUCGCCCCCACUUUUGUCUGGAGUGCUGAGUGACCAGCAACAGAAUAUGGAAGUUACACAAGAAGAAAUAAUUCGCCGACUUAAGAAUGUGUACUUAAUUCCGUUUUAUGUACUCUGUGCAGUGUACUUCGUGCUGUAUCAACCAUUUUGGCACUACCCUGAGGAGACAUUUUCUGCAGCAUUCUUCAAAGUGCUACCUAUAUUUUCCUUAAUUGCAUUUGUUAGAUUAAAUGCCGAGGAUGAAAACAUUUUGCAGAAUCCAAUUCCCAAAAGUGACUUCCACAGAUUUACAAUUCUAGGCUUAAUUUUCUCCAGCAUUGGAGAUGCCUGUCUCAUUGCUAGGGAAACCAUGUUCAUUCCAGGAAUGUUAUUUUUCGCCAUUGCGCAGGCUUGGUAUUUAUACGCGCUUGGUCCCGGAAGUAAGGGAAGCAGGUUACAAUCCAUAUUUUACCUUGGAGGAGUCGGGACUUUUCUAUUUAUGGAAUCUGGAAUAGAGAGCAUUUUUAUGAAGUUUCUAAUUCUGAUCUACACGGUUCUGAUUUUUACGGUUGCUUGGAGGGCGGCGUCACGAUAUGAGCGGGAAAACACGUACCCUGCCUUCCUGGGAUUUGUAGGAAUACUUUUGUUCACUCUAUCUGAUUUCUUAAUAGGUGUCAAUAAAUGGAAAUUUUACAUUCCUUUUUCAGAAUGUAUAGUUAUGAUGACUUACUAUGGCGGCCAGUUUGGCAUCGCUCUAGGCUCUCUUAAAGAAUAAGUUUAAUAAUUUUGUUUUACUUUUUAAUUGAGUACUCUAGUAUUCAAUUCACUCCAUGAUUGUUCAGAAUGUUCAGAAUGUGUUCAUUGCACCGAUUUGCACGUCUAAAAUUUUCGAUAUGCAUGCACUAUGGUCUUGAAGCAAAGUUCACAAAUAAUUAAAAUGGUACCUUACUUUUGCUCAUUUGCUUUGUCUGUACAUGUAUUUUUAAAAUAAAAUGUUUCCUGUUUAA